ACAUGCACACACACACAUACACCCCAGACGCAGUUUUGUACAGGGAGAGGGGAAGCUUGGGAAGCACUCGAUAGAUAGUCGGCUUUAAGGUGGGAGGAUCAGAGGAUCUCUCUCUUUCUUUCUCUCUGUCCCUCUCUUUCUCUCUAUCUCUCUGUCCCUCUCUCUCUCCGCCUCUGCUGCUUUUCAUAGUCCUGCAGAGCUGGGUGUGUGUCUGCAGACGGCUGUGAGCUUGUCUGCCCUUGCCGGAAAGUCACCUGGCGGGGAUUUUUUUUUCAUUCCUCAUACUCCUCCGUUCUAUCCCGCUCUGGAGCCGCCGUGCGGAAACAUAGUCCCGGGAAAACCACGGGAGUGACAGGGUGACGGCGGAGCUUUUACCUCCCCCCAAGGACGGAGGCUUUUUUUAACGGAUAGUUUGAGAGGCAGCUCAGUGCGGGAACCAUGGCGCACGCUGCAGCUCACAUUAAGAAGGCGCGGGUGGUGAUGGAGCAGGAGCCGGACACGAAGGCGCUGGAGAAGGCCCGCGAGAGGCGCCGGCGCUCCCGGGAGCGGGCAGAGCGCAAACGCAAGUCGGAUAGCAACACCAGCUUCCUGAGAGCGGCGAGGGCGGGGAACAUCGACAAGGUGCUGGAGUACCUGAAAGGGGGUGUGGACAUCGGUACCUGCAACCAGAAUGGGCUCAAUGCACUCCACUUGGCGGCCAAAGAGGGACAUGUGGACCUGGUCCAGGAGCUCCUGGAGAGGGGCGCUAGUGUGGACUCGGCCACCAAGAAAGGGAACACAGCCCUCCACAUCGCCUCUCUAGCGGGGCAGAUCGAGGUGGUGAAGAUCCUGGUGAAGCGCGGAGCUGAUAUCAACUCCCAGUCACAGAAUGGCUUCACUCCACUGUACAUGGCCUCCCAGGAGAACCAUCUGGAAGUGGUCCGAUACCUGCUGGAGACUGGAGGGAACCAGAGCACAGCCACAGAGGACGGCUUCACGCCUCUGGCCAUCGCCCUGCAGCAGGGCCACAACCAGGUGGUCUCCCUCCUCUUGGAACACGACACAAAGGGCAAAGUGCGCCUGCCCGCCCUCCACAUCGCCGCUCGCAAGGACGACACCAAGUCUGCUGCCCUCCUCCUCCAGAACGACCACAAUGCAGACGUCCAGUCCAAGAGUGGAUUCACACCCCUACACAUCGCUGCUCACUAUGGCAACGUAAACGUGGCAACACUGCUGCUUAAUCGAGGGGCAGCUGUGGACUUCACAGCCAGGAACGGCAUCACCCCCCUGCAUGUGGCCUCCAAACGUGGGAACACCAACAUGGUCCGCCUCCUGCUGGACAGAGGGGCCCAAAUCGACGCCAAAACACGAGAUGGGCUGACCCCUCUGCACUGUGCGGCGAGGAGCGGGCACGAUACAGCUGUGGAGCUGCUUCUGGAGAGAGGAGCGCCCAUGCUGGCCCGCACCAAGAACGGGCUGUCCCCACUGCAUAUGUCAGCGCAGGGCGACCACGUGGAGUGCGUCAAGCACCUGCUGCAGCAUAAGGCGCCGGUUGAUGAUGUCACGCUGGACUACCUGACAGCGCUGCACGUGGCGGCCCACUGUGGCCACUACAGGGUCACCAAGCUGCUGCUGGACAAGAGGGCCAACCCCAACGCACGGGCGCUGAAUGGCUUCACCCCACUGCAUAUCGCCUGUAAGAAGAACCGGGUGAAGGUGAUGGAGCUGCUGGUGAAGUACGGAGCCUCCAUCCAGGCCAUCACUGAGUCGGGCCUCACACCUAUCCACGUAGCGGCUUUUAUGGGUCACCUGAACAUCGUUCUCCUGCUACUCCAGAGUGGAGCGUCUCCUGACGUCAGCAACAUUCGUGGUGAGACAGCCCUACACAUGGCGGCAAGAGCCGGACAAGUGGAAGUGGUCCGCUGUUUGUUGAGGAAUGGAGCUAUGGUGGACGCCAGAGCAAGGGAGGACCAGACCCCCCUCCACAUCGCCUCUCGGCUGGGGAAGACGGAGAUCGUGCAGCUCCUCCUGCAGCACAUGGCCCACCCGGACGCGGCUACUAACAACGGCUACACUCCGCUGCACAUCUCGGCCCGGGAGGGACACGUGGAAGUGGCGUCGGUGCUUCUGGAGGCCGGGGCGUCGCACUCGCUCGCCACUAAGAAAGGGUUCACUCCUUUACAUGUGGCCUCAAAGUACGGAAGCCUGGAUGUGGCACAACUCCUGCUGCAGCGGCGUGCACCCCCUGACUCUUCUGGCAAAAACGGCCUCACCCCACUCCAUGUCGCCGCGCAUUAUGAUAACCAGAAGGUGGCGCUCCUGCUUUUGGACAAAGGGGCCUCUCCCCACGCUAUGGCCAAGAAUGGCUACACCCCCCUCCACAUUGCCGCCAAGAAGAACCAGAUGGAGAUCGCCACCACGCUGCUGCAGUUCGGAGCCGAGACCAACAUCCUGACCAAGCAGGGCGUGACUCCGCUGCACCUGGCCUCCCAGGAGGGCCACAGCGACAUGGCCGCCCUGCUCCUGCAGAAGGGAGCCCAUGUCAACAUGCCCACCAAGAGUGGACUUACCUCCCUGCAUCUGGCUGCACAGGAAGACAAAGUUGCUGCGGGAGAGAUUCUGGCCAAAAAUGAGGCCAGCCUUGACCAGCAAACCAAAUUGGGAUACACACCUCUGAUUGUCGCGUGCCACUAUGGAAAUGCCAAGAUGGUCAACUUCCUGCUGAAAAGUGGUGCCAGUGUUAACGCAAAGACCAAGAAUGGAUACACUCCACUCCAUCAGGCUGCACAGCAGGGGAACACACACAUCAUCAAUGUGCUGCUGCAGCACGGGGCCAAACCCAGCGCCAUCACUGUGAAUGGGAACACAGCUCUGGCAAUCGCCCGUCGCCUUGGCUACAUCUCUGUAGUGGACACACUUCGCGUGGUCACCGAGGAGAUCAUCACCUCAACAACGACGGUGACGGAGAAGCACAAACUGAAUGUGCCUGAGACCAUGACUGAGGUCCUGGAUGUUUCCGAUGAGGAAGGUGAUGACACCAUGACCGGGGACGGAGGAGAGUACCUGCGGGCCGAGGACCUGCGGGAGCUGGGAGACGACUCCCUCCCAGGCCACUACCUAGACGGCAUGAACUACCUGCGCUACAGUAUGGAAGGAGGCCGAUCUGAAAGUCACUUGCAAAGUGCUGAAAGGUCUUACACGCCAAGUCACCAUAGCUACUAUUCUCCCAAGCAUGAUGGGAUGUUGGAGGACACACUCGCCAGUCACCAGGUGUCCUCUCUGGGCAGGAGCAGUGAGAAGGACGCCUACAGGCUGAGUUGGGGAAAUGAGAACCUGGACAAUGUGGCCCUGUCCUCCAGUCCUGUCCACUCAGGCUUCCUGGUCAGCUUCAUGGUGGACGCCAGGGGGGGAGCCAUGCGAGGGUGUCGCCACAACGGCCUGCGCAUCAUCAUCCCGCCCAAGAAGUGCGGCGCACCCACACGGGUCACCUGCCGCCUGGUGAAACGCCACCGCCUGGCCACCAUGCCGCCCAUGGUGGAGGGUGAGGGCCUCGCCAGCCGCCUCAUUGAAGUGGGGCCCUCCGGGGCCCAGUUCCUUGGGCCGGUAAUCGUGGAGGUCCCCCACUUUGCUGCGCUCAGGGGGAAGGAGAGGGAGCUGGUGAUCCUGCGCAGUGAGACGGGGGAGAGCUGGAAGGAGCACCACCACGAGUUCACAGAAGAGGAGCUGAACCAGAUACUCAACGGCAUGGACGAGGAGCUCGACCCCCCUGAGGAGUUGGAAAGGAAGCGCAUCUGCCGCAUCAUUACCAGAGAUUUCCCACAAUACUUUGCGGUGGUGUCCCGUAUUAAGCAGGACUACAAUCAGAUUGGGCCCGAAGGUGGGAUCCUGAGCAGCACUGUGGUGCCGCAGGUCCAAGCGGUCUUCCCAGAGGGCGCUCUCACCAAGAGAAUCCGAGUCAGCCUACAGGCCCAGCCAAUGCAUGUGGACACAGUACGUAAGAUCCUGGGGAACAAGGCCACGUUCAGCCCCAUCGUCACGCUAGAACCAAGACGCCGGAAGUUCCACAAACCCAUCACCAUGACUAUUCCCAUUCCCAAGAGCAAUAGCGACCCUGUGCUGAACGGGUUUGGAGGGGACACGCCCACUUUACGACUCCUAUGCAGUAUCACAGGAGGAACUACACCAGCACAGUGGGAGGACAUCACAGGAACCACACCUUUAACAUUCAUCAACGACUGUGUGUCCUUCACAACAAACGUCUCAGCCAGGUUCUGGUUGAUAGACUGCCGGCAGGUCCAGGAGUCGGUGAACUUCUCCUCGCAGGUGUACCAGGAGAUCAUAUGUGUCCCCUACAUGGCCAAAUUUGUCAUUUUCGCCAAAACGCACGACCCCAUUGAGGCGCGCCUGCGAUGCUUCUGCAUGACAGACGACAAGAUCGACAAGACGCUGGAGCAGCAGGAGAACUUCGUUGAAGUGGCCCGCAGCCGAGACGUGGAGGUACUGGAAGGGAAGCCAAUCUAUGCAGACUGCUUUGGAAACCUGGUUCCCUUGACCAAAAGUGGCCAGCACCAUCUUUUAAGUUUCUAUGCCUUCAAAGAGAAUAGACUAGCCCUCUUCAUUAAAAUUCGAGACAACACACAAGAGCCCUGCGGACGACUAUCCUUCAUGAAAGAGCCGCGGACUUAUAGAACUCUAACCCACACCGCCAUAUGCAAUCUCAACAUCUCACUCCCAAACUACUCAAAGACCAACCGAUCGCAAGGAAAAUUAGAUCUACAGGAGGAGGCAGAGAGGAAAGAGUCACGGUUGGCAGUCAUUGCCGACCACCUUGGCUUCAGCUGGACGGAAUUGGCCCGUGAGUUGGAGUUUAGUGAAGAGCACAUUCAUCAAAUAAGAACUGAGAACCCAAAUUCACUUCAAGACCAAAGUCACGCCCUAAUUAGAUAUUGGACUGAAAGGGAGAGCAAGAAUGCUACAGAGACCGUUUUGAUCAAGAAACUAACCAAGAUAAAUCGUAUGGACAUUGUGCAUCUCAUCGAAACAAAGAUUAUCAAGUCCAGUACGGAGUCAUCACACACCUAUGCAGAAAUAGAGCAUACCAUAUCACUUGAUCACAGUGAAGGAUUCUCUGCCCUCCAUGAAGACAUUGACAGUCCAAGGCCAGGGAGACGGACGGAGGCUGCCAUGCUGAAACCAGGGUCUGGUCUGCAGCCCCCAGUGGUGUCGACUGAGGAUCUCUCUUCCAGCCUGUCCUCUCUUCAUGACGCAUCAGCACGGGCAGACGCUGACGUAUCCGUGACAGACCUCCUGAGACACACGCAGAAAGAGAAAGUGCAAGCCGACCUGAAAACAGACCAAGACGCUCUGGAAUUUGGAGUUACAACAAUGCCUGGAUCUGGACACCUAGGCACUGUCAAAUGUUCCGAAAACGCUGAGACAGACUUCAGUGAACUGUCCAAGUACCUGAGAGAUGAUAUUGUGCCAGGCUUUGUUUCUACCACCGUGAUCACCAUGACCCCACCAUCCAGUGAGAACCCGUCCAGUCAAGUUCCAGCACGGUCAUCACAUGAAGCCACUACAGAGGCAGUCAGUUCCCAAGUCACUGAGAGGGAGGUUUACACCAAACAGCACAUUGAGGAGAUUUCAGAGAGAUUCUACAAAGUCCUUUAUGGCACUGAAUUUGAGUUCAUCAGCAAGGAUGAACUGGAGGAAAUAAAUGUUCCACAGUCAGAGAAAGACAGGAAAGAGGAAGUGAAUGAAGAUAAAUGUAUGUCGUUAAUUCCAGGUGAGGAAGGCAAAGCCCUCACUGCCAUCAAUGAAUAUGCAAGUGAGUUGUCAUCCUCAUCUCAUGAGAGUGAUGUCAGUGACCUAGUAAUUGUGACACCAGAGAUCCAAGUUAAACCUGCAAGCCCACCUGAAUCUGUAGUGGAGAAUGAGCCACAAGUUUACUCACUGCAAGCAACAUCCUCUUCCAUGGAGUUGCCCACAAUUUGUCUGGUUGAUGUGGAUGAAUCGCCAGAAAUGCUUUCUACAGUGUAUCAGAUGUCAAGUGAUGAGAUGGCUGAGCAAUCAGUUCCCAAACAAAUUGAUUAUAGAUCAGUGUCACCUACCCCACCAGGUGCGGCAUUCAGAUAUGAAGUAUCAAUACCCAUAACCCAGCAGAAACCUACAAUCACUGUAACAGAAACAGCUGAAAAUUAUAGAGCUCUGAUAGAGCUUAUAACAUCAUACACAGAAUCUGAAAACACUGCUGACUUUGAAAUAUCUUUGCCAGAGGAAAGAACAUCUUCACCCGAAUUGGUAGUGUCGUUUGACGAGAACAGGCCACUCUCCCCCGAUUCCCCCAUACCUGACUAUAGACGAGAAUCCCUUGGCUCGGUCUCACUUCCUUAUUACAGAACCUCUUCACCUGAGUCUGUGACAUCACUUACCAGUGAGAGUCAACUUACAGCUGACUCUCCCAUACCUGACUUCAGGCCACCUACCCCUCUACCUCCAGUGAUUGACUAUGAUUUAUCAGACUUAACUGCAUGCUUUGCAGAGUCUGGUCAGUUCUUUUCAGCAGGACUGAGUAUACAGUCAGAUUCUGAGCUCAGGGUGGGAGCUUCUCAUUUGAUGGUGCCUGACACAUUAAGACCUGUUUCACCAGGGUCUUUUCUUGACUGGCGAUCAGUGACACCAGACUCAUUUCUUUUUGAGACUCAGGAAAUAACAUCCUCUCCUGAGCUAAGCACAGAUAGCACAGAGUACAGACCAAUGUCCCCAGAGGACUACAUGUCUGGAGUAAGGCCAUCAUCCCCAGAAUCCAUAAUAUCUAUAAAUGAAUAUACCAGACUGCCUCCAGACUCACCAGUGCCUCAUUUUGCUGUGACAGUGCAUGAAUUCAUCAGUGCAGUUGAUGGUGAAAGGUCAGGAACACCAGAAUCAACAGAAUCAGAGUGGGAGUGGGAACUAGUGGCACCCUCAGCAUUAGAUUUGGUAGGUAGACCCUCCUCACCAGAAUCAAAUGUUUCCAUCAAUGAACACCGGCAGUUAUCCCCAGACUCACCUAUUCCCCAGUUCGAAGUAUCACUUUUGGAAUACUCAGAGACGCAGUAUAGGUUGUCUCCUUUGUCUCCUGAUUCACUGACCUCGGAGGCAGAUGAAAACGAGCCAUGGACCGUCCUCACCUUUGCCUCUGAACAAAGACCCGAGUCACCUGUGUCAAUCACCUCUGUUAAUGAACUCAGAUCCCCCUUACCUGACUCCCCGAUUCCAGAAAUUAGACAGCACCUCCCUGAAUCUGGCUCAUACGAUGAACGAUCUUUUGGAUCACCUGUGUCUGUAUCAUCUGACACUCCUCAUUUCUUUGCCGCUGUCCCCAAAGCAGAAUCACCAGUAGUAGCCGACUCUAAACCGACUUUGGUAUCUUCGCCAGAGUUGCUUGAAUGUAGUCCUGUGCAGUUAGAACUGGUCUGUGCAAUAAGAGAACCCCCAAAGAAGAAAUAUGACACAGGUUUAACUGUAACAUCUGAAAAGACUGUAACAGAGGAGUCAACCAAACCAGGUACUGUGCAAAGUCCCACUCCACAAACACGAAAGAAGGGAACUAAAAAAGGUUCAAAGACUAAAUCCGUAACUACACCUGAGAUGGUGGAAUCUAAAACAGCAGAUAAAGAUGAAGUAACACAUGAAACAGAAGCAACAAAAGAAACAGUAGUCAUAGAAAAAGAUAAACACUUAGAAGUUGCUGGACAUAGUGAAAUCAGUAAAACAGAUGCUGAUACAAAAUCAGUAGACUCUUCAGAAUCGGAAAAUCGUGAAGAGCCAUCAUCAACUACAUCAACUGCAUCUGAGCUAACAAUACGCAAAUAUACCAGAUUGGUGCCUGAAUUCGAACUUGUUUAUAAAGCAGUUCUUCCAGAUUACAUAGCUCAUGUGUAUGACCCACAAUAUAAAGGAGAGACAUUUUGUGAUAAAACUGGUACUUUCGAAGUAACUGGGCACAGACUAGAGAUUGACUACAGAGAGUUCUCUGAAGCACUCUCUGUAUCACAGGCUAGUGCACUUCAAACUCGACCAGGUAUGGCAGACAACAAUGAAGGGGUGUCCCCUCUAGGUAAUAAUGUAUCUUCACUGGCUUCAAAACCUGACUUUAAGUCUCAAAGGCCUGAAUCCCCUGAGCUGGUAGAGUCAGAACUGGAAAAAGAGAGAGGUUUAUCACCCGAUUCAAUACCUGAGUAUAGGCCAGUCUCUCCCAAAUCAGCUAUGCAAAUGCUAUCAGAUCCCAGAACCUCAUCACCUGAAUCAGAAACAUCACUGAAUGAGUCCUUAUCGGCAGACUCACCCAUACCACAGUUCCCUUCCUACGUUGAUUCAGCCGCUUUCUUAGCAGGGUACAGAUCAGAAUCACCUGAAUCAGAAUUGUCUGAUGCAGAAAUUGAACUAUUUGUAACUUCCAGGGUUUCUGAUCAAAGACCUUCAUCUCCAGAGUCAGUCGCAUCUGUAAAUGACCACAGACCCCUCUCGCCUGAAUCACCCAUUCCAGAGUACUCACAUCAUCUGCAUUUUGAAAUGUCAGUUUCCCUGCUGGCACAUAGGUCGUCUUCUCCCGAAUCAGACAUCUCAGACAUAGACUAUGAACUACAGCUCGGAGAGGGAUUAGACCCUCAGAAAAGGCCAGAAUCCCCUGAAUCGAUUGUGUCAGAAACAGAGGACCGAAAUCUGUCCCCAGACUCUAUACCAGAGUAUAGACCUCUCUCACCAGACUUGGCCAUGGUGAUGAGAGAUCCCAGAGCAUCGUCUCCAGAAUCAGUGGCAUCCCUUGAUGAGUUUAAGGCAUUAUCACCAGACUCACCCAUACCUCAGUAUUCACUCUCAUUCUUUGAGCCAAACUUUAGCACAAGGCAAAGAUCUACAUCUCCAGAGUCUGUAGACUCUGAUAUAGAGUAUGCCCUCACUGAGUUUAUUCUCAUGGCCACUGAAGAAAGACCUUCAUCACCAGAAUCUGCAGGAUCUGUAAAUGAACACAGACAACUGUCCCCAGAUUCACCAGUACCUGAAUUUGCACCAACAAUAUAUGAGUCCACAAUGGGAAGAUACAGGUCAUCUUCCCCUGGGUCAAUGUCGUCCUUUUCUCUUGGCUCAGACAUCUCAGAAACAGAGUAUGAGCCAUUGCUGUCUGAGUUCCUCAUGAGAACAUCCUCAGCAGACUCUGAUGCUUCAGUCAAUGAGUUCAAAGAGCUAUCGCCAGACUCCCCCAUACCACAGUAUAUGCAGCCAUUCUUUGAUUUUGCAGGAUAUCCUGUGGGCUCAAGAUCACAGUCACCACAGUCUGUGGGAUCUGAUUUAGAAUAUGGAUUUUCUGACUUCCUUCUUAUGGCUACAGAAGAGAGACCCUCAUCUCCAGACUCCAUAGCAUCUGUAAAUGACAGCAGAGCACUCUCUCCAGAUUCACCCAUUCCAGAGUUUACACGGUUACUGCUAGACAUCAUUGCACCAUCGACAGGGUACAGGUCAUGCACACCAGUAUCUUAUAUAUCAGAUGAGGAAUAUGCACCGUUGUUUUCUGAGCUCCAUGAGUUGGAGCAAAGACCUGAAUCUCCUGAAUCUAUCACGUCAGAGCUUGAGGACAGAUCCCUUUCACCAGAUUCAAUACCAGAGUACAUACCAAUGUCCCCAGAUUCAGCCAUGGUGAUGACUGAUAUCAGAUGCUCUUCACCAGAAUCAGUGGCAUCACUUAAUGAGUUUAAGGCAUUAUCACCAGACUCACCCAUACCACAGUAUUCACUCUCAUUCUUUGAGCCAAACUUUAGCACAGGGCAGAGAUCUACAUCUCCAGAGUCUGUAGACUCUGAUAUAGAGUAUGCCCUCACUGAGUUUAUUCUCAUGGCCACUGAAGAGAGACCUUCAUCACCAGAAUCUGCAGGAUCAGUAAAUGAACACAGACAACUGUCCCCAGAUUCACCAGUACCUGAAUUUGCACCAACCAUAUAUGAGUGCACAAUGGGAAGAUACAGGUCAUCUUCCCCUGGGUCAAUGUCAUCCUUUUCUCUUGGCUCAGACAUCUCAGAGACAGAGUAUGAGCCAUUGCUCUCUGAGUUCCUCAUGAGAACAGAGUCAGCAGACUCUGAUGCUUCAGUCAAUGAGUUCAAAGCGCUAUCGCCCGACUCCCCGAUACCACAGUAUUCACUCUCAUUUUUUGAAACAACAUUUGCGACAGAACAACGAUCAGUAACCCCAGAAUCAGUAAUGUCUGACCUAGACUGUGAGUCAUUAGACCUUGACACUUUAGAAUCUCUCUACAGACCCUCUUCCCCAGAGUCAACUCUUUCUUUUAGUGAAAACAGACCGUUAAGCCCUGAUUCCCCAAUUCCUAAAUUCUCUUCACCAUUACCACCCUAUUAUUCUGUUGCCUUAUAUGGGUAUAGAUCCUCUUCACCAGAUUCCUUGUCAUCAGAAACAGAAUAUGAAUCAGCACUAUCUGAUAUCUUUGAUUAUGAAAACAGGCCUGAGUCACCAGCGUCAAUAGAGUCGGAGCUUGAGGACAGAUCCCUUUCACCAGAUUCAAUACCAGAGUACAUACCAAUGUCACCAGAUUCAGCCAUGAUGAUGACUGAUAUCAGAUGCUCUUCACCAGAAUCAGUGGCAUCACUUAAUGAGUUUAAGGCAUUAUCACCAGACUCACCCAUACCACAGUAUUCACUCUCAUUCUUUGAGCCAAACUUUAGCACAGGGCAGAGAUCUACAUCUCCAGAGUCUGUAGACUCUGAUAUAGAGUAUGCCCUCACUGAGUUUAUUCUCAUGGCCACUGAAGAGAGACCUUCAUCACCAGAAUCUGCAGGAUCAGUAAAUGAACACAGACAACUGUCCCCAGAUUCACCAGUACCUGAAUUUGCACCAACCAUAUAUGAGUGCACAAUGGGAAGAUACAGGUCAUCUUCCCCUGGGUCAAUGUCAUCCUUUUCUCUUGGCUCAGACAUCUCAGAGACAGAGUAUGAGCCAUUGCUCUCUGAGUUCCUCAUGAGAACAGAGUCAGCAGACUCUGAUGCUUCAGUCAAUGAGUUCAAAGCGCUAUCGCCCGACUCCCCGAUACCACAGUAUUCACUCUCAUUUUUUGAAACAACAUUUGCGACAGAACAACGAUCAGUAACCCCAGAAUCAGUAAUGUCUGACCUAGACUGUGAGUCAUUAGACCUUGACACUUUAGAAUCUCUCUACAGACCCUCUUCCCCAGAGUCAACUCUUUCUUUUAGUGAAAACAGACCGUUAAGCCCUGAUUCCCCAAUUCCUAAAUUCUCUUCACCAUUACCACCCUAUUAUUCUGUUGCCUUAUAUGGGUAUAGAUCCUCUUCACCAGAUUCCUUGUCAUCAGAAACAGAAUAUGAAUCAGCACUAUCUGAUAUCUUUGAUUAUGAAAACAGGCCUGAGUCACCAGCGUCAAUAGAGUCGGAGCUUGAGGACAGAUCCCUUUCACCAGAUUCAAUACCAGAGUACAUACCAAUGUCACCAGAUUCAGCCAUGAUGAUGACUGAUAUCAGAUGCUCUUCACCAGAAUCAGUGGCAUCACUUAAUGAGUUUAAGGCAUUAUCACCAGACUCACCCAUACCACAGUAUUCACUCUCAUUCUUUGAGCCAAACUUUAGCACAGGGCAGAGAUCUACAUCUCCAGAGUCUGUAGACUCUGAUAUAGAGUAUGCCCUCACUGAGUUUAUUCUCAUGGCAACUGAAGAGAGACCUUCAUCACCAGAAUCUGCAGGAUCAGUAAAUGAACUCAGACAACUGUCCCCAGAUUCACCAGUACCUGAAUUUGCACCAACAAUAUAUGAGUGCACAAUGGGAAGAUACAGGUCAUCUUCCCCUGGGUCAAUGUCAUCCUUUUCUCUUGGCUCAGACAUCUCAGAGACAGAGUAUGAGCCAUUGCUCUCUGAGUUCCUCAUGAGAACAGAGUCAGCAGAGUCUGGUGCUUCAGUCAAUGAGUUCAAAGCGCUAUCGCCAGACUCCCCGAUACCACAGUAUUCACUCUCAUUUUUUGAAACAACAUUUGUGACAGAACAACGAUCACUAACCCCAGAAUCAGUAAUGUCUGACCUAGACUGUGAGUCAUUGGACCUUGACACUUUAGAAUCUCUCUACAGACCCUCUUCCCCAGAGUCAACUCUAUCUUUUAGUGAAAACAGACCGUUAAGCCCUGAUUCCCCAAUUCCUGAAUUCUCUUCACCUUUACCACCCUAUUAUUCUGUUGCCUUAUAUGGGUAUAGAUCCUCUUCACCAGAUUCCUUGUCAUCAGAAACAGAAUAUGAAUCAGCACUUUCUGAUAUCUUUGAUUAUGAAAACAGGCCUGAGUCACCAGCGUCAAUAGAGACUGAGGCUGAGGACAGACCUUUGUCACCUGACUCUAUACCAGAGCAUAGGCCCAUCUCCCCAGAUUCAGCAAUAACAGAAGUUCGAGCAGCUUCACCAGAAUCCACAUCAUCGCUAAAUGAGUUUAAAUCGCUAUCACCAGACUCCCCUGUACCACAAUAUUAUCAGUUAUUCUUUGAGUCUACAUCAACCCAUAGGUCAGACACUCCUGAAUCUUUAGCGUCAGAUAUAGAUUUUGAGGUUUGCGAUCCUUACAUCGUAGCAAGUGGUUACAGGCCAUCCUCCCCAGAGUCAACAACAUCCAUAUGUGAUAACAGACCCCUAACACCUGAUUCCCCUGUCCCCGGAUUUGGGCAGUCUUUGCCUGACUAUCAAAUAGCACUGAAAGGACACAGAUCAUCCUCACCUGAAUCCAUAACUUCAGACAUAGAGUUUGACCAAACAACAGAAUUACCAUUGUCUGAAUACAGACCUAAAUCACCAGAUUCAGUGGCAUCAACAGAUGCACUAGUCUCUCAAAUCACACCUGAACCUGAUUUAACAACCUCUGAAGGGAUUAUCCAAGAGAAUAGACCCAUGGAUUUACCAACUAGUAUACUUUCCAAGCAAACACCAAAGAGAAGUCAAAUGCUUACUCAAUCAUCAUAUGAAUCCAUUUGUGUUGUCCCUGAGUAUAGAUUUGUACAUAAGGCAGUUCCAGUUAACCUAAUGUCCCCAGUGUUUGACCCCCAGUACAAAGGAGAAACUUUCAUGCCCAAACCCGGUGUUUUUGAGUGUAUAGGCAGUAGGAUUGAGACGCGUCACCAUUCGUCCACUGAGCAAAGACUUGCUGAAGAUUUUAAUGAUGAGCAUUACUUCUCAUCCAGAUUGACCAUCUCUGAAACAUCAGGUUCUUUGACAACAGUGAGUGAGUUCACAUCUCUGUCGCCUGACUCAGAAUAUGAUCGCUCAUCGCCUGACUCUACCAUGUUAAUGUAUGCAAGUAGAACAUCAUCCCCUGGGUCAGUGAUUUCGGUAGAUGAACAUAGACCAUUGUCUCCUGAUUCUCCUAUCUCCGGGCACACAGUUGCAUUACCAAAUACCUCAGUACAACCUUUAGAAAGCAGAGCAUCAUCUCUAGAGUCGAUAUCCUCAUUAAACGAGAACAAACAACUCUCUCCUGACUCGCCAAUCCCUCAGUAUAGACCCCUAUCACCAGUACAUGUCAGUGAAUUUGAAGCAAGUUACAAACCUGAACGGAAGACAAAUACAUCCAUAGCAACUGAAACCAAGGAAGAGUAUGGUUACCAGGAUGAUUUGUCAUGGCCACCUCAUGAAUUCAGAUCAUUUUCACCCAGUCCUCAGGACUCAGAGUCCGACUCUAGAUCCUUAUCACCUCAGACAUCUCCAUUUGAAACUGUGUUCCGAUGUCCUUCACCUGAGGCUGCUGUUGAACAUGGUUGGCCCCUGUCCCAGUAUUCAAUGGAAUUUGAGGAAGAAGUAGGCCGUCCCUCGUCACCUGAGUCCAUAGUGUCUUACACACAACAAGAUCAUAAGCAGAGUCAAAUUGUAUCGCUUGCUGAGGACAAAAAAGAGGUUAUCAAGACCUCAACUGUAACUGAGACUCAGCCACUGGGUCACUUGACAUCUGAGGAAAGUAGAGGACAGUAUGAGCAUAUUUUCCAGUCCCCUGACAUAUCUGACGACAAAAAAAUGGAUAUCCAUCAGCCAUGUCUGCUAUCACUUGAUAGCUCACUAAAGCCAAAACAGGUUGAGGAGAUGGUCACAAAGCCUAAAGCACCAAGUGAGAGGAAAAAGAAGAAGAUGAAGGCUGAACAAAAGGAAGUUGGUCAGAAAGAUGAGACUGCUGGCCAAGAGUCUGCAGAGUUACAAGCCCAGGACUUAGGAAGAGAUGAAGUCUCACCUCAAGGAGCUUCCGAAUUUAAAGUCCAAGAGCCUCAGGAGGGGGUUGAGAAAGCUCAAUACUCAAAGGGGUUAGAUUUGGAUCGUACUCUCAUUUGUGAAAGUGAUUCAACCAUUUUAGAUCAGAGAGUGUCAGUAUCGUCUGGUCCCAGCAAAGCUACUCACGAAGAGGUGAAAACAUUCCACCAAUUUGAGUUCUCAUUUUCACCGCCUCUGCAGUUUUUUAAGGAUGAUUCAUUAAAAACCCAUAGAGCAAUCACACCCAAUUUACAAGAAUCCCCUCUGCAAAACACCCUCACAUCCGAGUCCUCGUACUUCAUCAUGCCUUCCCCCAGAAGCAGUGACUUGUUUUCACCAAUGUCCAGUGACAGACUUGUACCACCGGACUACCAUGCCGUGGUUUCAGACUAUGGGCAGAGACCAUCAGAGCACAGCCAGGUGUCCCCUGCUGAUCUGAGUCCAGUGUCUCCUGUGUUUAGUGACUCGUCAUUGGAUGUAGGGCUGUCAACUGAUGCUGCCUCCGAAGGAAUGGUUGCCACAGCUGAAACAGGUUUCAGGCAGGCCCUCUCUGAAUUUGAGAAAACUCUGGCAUUAUGCGAUCCAAAUAAGGGAAACCGAAGGCACCCUGCAACUCAGCAACGCCUGGUUCACACUGACAGCAUCAAAAGUGAGGGCUCUGAGGGCUCAGAAUUUUUUGAUUGCAAACAAGCUUUCUCUGAUGCCUCUGAGCCUGAGCAAGAGGCAGAGGCUCUGAGGGCUGAUAUACCCUUCCACAUCGAGUCACUCCCUGGAACUCCCAGCUUUGACUUCCUAUCCAGCCAAUAUUACUCCAAGAGUGGCAGGAGACCUGUAUCAAUGGGCAGUGAUGAACUUGAAUUGCCCAUUGUUCUAGAACCUGAAGAGAUGUAUGAGUGUGAUGAAGAGGGAGAACUGGAUUAUGAGUACGCAGGUACUGUAGCCGAGGAGCUUCCCCCGAGAAAAGGGGAUUAUUAUGAUGACGAUGAGGAUUCCCUGGGCAGGGAGAUAGCAGAGGAGCUAGGUUUGCUGUCCGAUAGUUCAGAGGAGGAAAUUCUGACCACGAGAGUGGUCCGACGCAGAGUUAUAAUACAGGGUGACGAGAUGCCAGAGAUUCCUCCCCAGUCCGUGACCGAGGAGCAGUACACUGAUGAACAUGGAAACCUGGUGGUGAAGAAGAUCACAAGGAAAGUGAUUUGUAAGUACACGUCUUCUGAUGGAGUGGAGCGGGAGGAUGUGACAAUUGAGGGAUCACCGCAGGAGAACAUCACCGUGGACGAUGCGGACGGCUUCUCCAAAGUGGUGAAGAGGACAGUGAUACGGAGUGAGGGAGACCAGACAGAGGUGACCGUCGCUGAGCCGCCAUCACCGGGAGCAGCCACAGCCUCAGAUUUCGAGGCAGAGCAUGUCCACGGGCGGAAGGUCAGCCGGGUUGUGAAGACUAUGGUGGUGAAGGGCGAGCGCAUGGAGAAGCAGAUCGGUGACCCCUCGCUGGCGGCAGAUCUACCCUCGGCCAGAGACGACUUUGAAAAGGCGUUGAGUUUCGCUGGGGGCUUUGGAAGAGUGCUUAUGCCUCAUUUAGUAGAAAAGGAGGUUGUGAAGGAAGAUGGAUCGGUGGUGAAAAGGACACGACUGCGUAAGACGUGCACGCAGAAGAGGACUGUGAUGAGAGACGGCCAGGGCAAGCACACUCACCUGGAGCGUCUGGAGGACACCCCCGAAGCCUUGCGACCCGACCACCUUCAGCAACACCUGCGCCUGCUCCUCCAGAGCUACUGCAACAAGCGAGACGAAGAAGGGGAGGGCGAGAAGAAGGAGGAGGAGGAGAAGGUGAAGGAGGAGAAGAAGUAGAAGAGGGAGGAGAAGGAGGACUGAUGGUAUUGCCACUCGUUUGCCGUUUCACUUCCCCUGGUGUCGAUUGGUGGCUUUACCUCCAACUCAUCCUUUUUGCUCCCUUCUGUGAAUUAUACAUCCUGUCGUUCUUUCCAGCCAGGACCUUUCGCAGAACGCACUGCAGAUUCUCGCCACCUUGCUCUUCCUCUCUGUGAACCUCAGCGCCUUUACCACUGCUUCGCAAAUCCUGGAAUGUUUUCUUUGAUUUUUUGGUUUGUUUGAUCAUGUCACUCUUUUUGUCCUCUCUUUGGCAACAGAUAGAACACUCUCUUUUUUCCAUCGUCUAUAUGCUUUAAUGCGAUUUCUCCGUUUGUUUUCCUUUGAUUUGCUCAUUUUGUGACCAAAGAUAGCUUAUCCUGUUUUGUCUGCCGACUUAACGGAGACAACUUUAGUUACCUUUUGCCGUGCUCUUUUCCUACUUUUGGCUGCUGUGUUCUGGAGGACUAAACAAACGAAAAGAAGAAAAAAAAACUCAACUGUUAAAAAUCAAAAGGAUGGAAAAAGAAAAGGAACAGGAGAACAAGUGGAAGGGGUCGACUGGGAUGCCGAAACUCAUGCACAGUCCUUUUUUUGCCGACGGACAUUUUGUUCUGAGGAGGAGCCAUCGCAGGGGGACGCCACUGAAACUCACUGCUCUGCUUCCCAUACCUGCUGUACACACACACACACACGCAGCUAGCGGAUCCCACAUGAUGCUCAGCACCCAUGGAUCACACAGAGAAAAAAAAAACACAAUACCUCCCCCCCCCCCCCCCCCAUCAGUUGUUAGAGGAACCUGUCGUAAUGAUACUAACCUAUUCUAACCCGAGCCGAGAGGCUGCGAUCUGUUGUAGUCUGUGUAUAUGGCGUAAUGGCCUCUGUACAGUGUGAGGAGUGUGUGGAUUUAGAGGACGCGAUUCCAAAGGAGAAUGAAUGCGAUAGUGUGCUCUGUCAUGACCCAUAAAUGAGUACUUUGCCUCACAAUGACUAAGGGGGUGACGUUAUAACCACUGCUUGCGAAAUGUGUUGCGUCUUUUUGAAUGUUUCUGUAAAUCAGAUUUUCCUGUGUUUUUUUUUUCCCAUCCAAGUCUGGGUGUUGGAGAAAAAAAUGUGUAUGGUGUCACAGAGUCCAAAGCCUUUCACACUUGGUUUGUAAUCCCAUCUUGUCUAGUCACUUUUUUUCUGUGUGUCUGUGUCUCACUUGUGUGUGCUUGUCACGUUCUUCAGAGCAAAGAGAUAUACAGUAUCUGCAUGUCUGUCUGUCUCUGUGAGUGUGUGUGAGAGUGUGUUUGUGCACACUGUGCUUGUUCACCUCACCCCAUCCUCCAAAUGGAAAUAGUUACAUGAUUGUUUCAGCUUCAGUUAUUUUUUUAAUCUGUGCAUUGUGUGAGAGCUCACAACAUCCCUAGCAACCAACACACAACAAUAUACAAGCUUCUUCAUCACCUCUGCCAACACACACACACUAUCCCACUGCUGUUAUCUUCUUGAGCUUGUGACUUCGGUUUCAAUGCCCCUGGCCAAAGCCCUGAGACUGUGCCCAUGCGUGUUGACCAGGCCGCCACUGACUGGAUAAGGAGGGAAAGCGCGAAUGUGGUCUAGUUGUUUUGGUUUGAUUUUGUUUGUUGUUUUUUUUUUUUUGUUUCUUUUUCUCUUUUAUUGUUGUUGCAAAUGUUGUAAAAUAAAAGCGUGAUACCUCUCACACCAUGGAUCUGAGUUUGUGAGGUUAUAUUAGACAGCUGUGGCAUAACCUCAAGGGUUCCCAUUGAACCGAAGGAAGACCUAAAAGACUCCAGAAUAGUCUAGACUAGAGGGCAGGGCAGUGGACCAUUAGCUGUGACUUUCAACUCUGUCUAGAAAGACAAUAUUACUUCAUACUUGAUUUUUUUUUUACAAUGGUAAGGGAUUUGCAUAUCAACAUUUCAGAUUGUUCAAUACUAAUGACUGAUCACAACAAAUGCUUUACUGUUACAGUUCCUCUUGAUUUUACCAACUGGUCAGAGAAGACCAUCGCAGUUCAAUGCAAUAGUUCAGGAGGUCAACAUGUUGGUUAUUCUAGACCAGUCUCUGAAGGGUCAGCCACCUGCUUUACAAUAAUCCAAAUGCCAUUAACUUGUUUUACGAAACAACACAUAUGUUCAAUAUGGUAAGUGGAACCACUACUGUACACAUGACUAUAGUUCUGCUAUGGGGUUUCUCGACUGACAACAUAGCACAGGACCCAAAUUUAGACAUUACACCAAAUAUUCAGGACCCAUAUUGAGACAUUACACCAAAUUUUCAGGACCCAUAUUUAGACAUUACACCUAAUUUCAUUUUACUCUUUCAGGUGAGGUUGAAGUCAAAGCACACCAUAACCACAGGACACCAUGUUGACUUUCCAAACAUGAAAAUGCAAAGCAAUCUGUUGAAUUGACCAGUGGAGAUAAAACAUCUCAGCUUUAAGAGUCCUCCAUGAACACCUGCCUUGGCUGUUUAAGCCACGUUAGAUACAAAAGAACAUGUACACUGGUUAGAGCAAAGACACCAAAUCCUCAGUGUAUUCAUUCAAUAUGCAAUAUCAACUCUGUGUGUGUGUGUGUGUGUGUGUGUGUGUGUGUUGUAUGUGUGUGUGAGGCAGAUUAAUCUUGUGUUACCUGUAGAGGGCGACUCCCUACUGGCUUGUAGAUAGACGCAGAGCAUCUUUUAUUUUGACUGAUAUCUCAUGUUCAGUUCAUCUUCCUGGUGCCCAUUUUCAAUCCUCAUCUGUAUGAGUUCAUGAAUAUAUGCAUGUGAGAUUGUGUGUGUGUGUGUGUGUGUGUGUGUGUGUGUGUGUUGGGGAAAAUGUUUAGUAUGAAUCAUUGUCCAAGUUCUCUGAGAUGUCAGUUACGGCUUCCAAUAGCAAAAGAAUAUUAAAAGAAUGAAAGUGAAAUGGUUAUGACAUCUUACCCACUGUGUGUAACUGUGACCUGGGGUUGGCUUAAAGCAUCUAUGUGCAGUCAAGAUUAUAUCCUACUCUUUGUGACAAUACUAUGGUUUUCCACAUGACUUCCAGAGUGUAAAAACAUGAUGGCUAAGAGGAGAAAAAUUAACAAAUGUUUUGAUUGUUGAACAAAAAAAAAAUAAGUUUCAGAACUGAGCAUCUUGUUACCAUGGUGAUGACAAUUAUACAUUAAUAUAUACGAGGGCAUGUAAUAGUAAACUAAAUAACUGGGGGAAUAAUAAUAAUAA
This is a messenger RNA of Clupea harengus (Atlantic herring), 19320 nucleotides long. RefSeq lists its product as uncharacterized. The record is from RefSeq and is a predicted model, not a curated record. Gene Ontology annotation, biological process: signal transduction. Gene Ontology annotation, molecular function: protein binding. The transcript is spliced from 48 exons. Bases 439 to 16089 code for a protein of 5216 amino acids. NCBI's taxonomy places the organism in Eukaryota, Metazoa, Chordata, Actinopteri, Clupeiformes, Clupeidae.